Oncorhynchus nerka (sockeye salmon) is the source of this 2194-nucleotide messenger RNA. RefSeq names its product bora aurora kinase A activator (gene bora). Gene Ontology annotation, biological process: activation of protein kinase activity; regulation of mitotic spindle organization; regulation of mitotic nuclear division. Gene Ontology annotation, molecular function: protein kinase binding. NCBI's taxonomy places the organism in Eukaryota, Metazoa, Chordata, Actinopteri, Salmoniformes, Salmonidae. Gene Ontology annotation, cellular component: nucleus; cytoplasm. The record is from RefSeq and is a predicted model, not a curated record.
UAGAUCUAUCAAAUGAACCUCUCAGAAUAGUUGCCGAAGCCUUAGCUAGCCAGGCAUUUAACGAAACGUUUGGGAUAGCUAGUAUGUACUAGAUUGUGGGACCAACAGCCAGCUAGUUUAGCUAACGUUAGCUAGCUACUCUUUCACGUUUGUGGCCAGACUAUGGGAGAUCUUCCAGAUGUCCAGAUCACUCCUGAGACUCCAGGGAGGGCAGCUAUCCGUAACCCCUUCGAGAGCCCCAACGACUACCAUCGCCUGCAAGAAUCCGUGGUCCCCAGCCCCUCUGUCUUCAAGUCCUCCAAGACCUCCGGAACCACACCAGCCAAGUUUAAAUGGGACAUAGAUGAGAUGUCUAGCCUGCUCCCUGUGGACAUAGAUGCUGAGGAUAUCCACCGCCAGUCCUUGUACCUCAGUCAGACCAGGAUGGAUUCUGACAUCGAGGAGAAACGUCAGAAUGCCAUCGAGCAGUUUUUCACUAAAGGCGCCAUUGUGCCUUCACCAUGGACCGAACCAACAAGCAAACAGAAAUCAGCACAGAUGCACUUUGGGAAGAGUUCCAUGUCCCCACUGAUACUAGAAGAGCCACUACCAACUAAAAAAACCACAGUAGGCUGCCAGACAGUCCUGUCCUUACCUGUGGACUUCCACCUGGACAAAAUAUUAGGAGAAUACUACAGAUUGAAGGAGGUGUCUCAGCAGGAUCAGGUUCAGGAGACCCUGAGCUCCUCGUCUCUGAGACGGAAGUUGUUUCUGGAUGGCCAAGGGAGUGGCUCGGAGUCCUCCAACCCCCCCAGCCCAGAAGGAGGAGGGGAGGGAGAGCCCCCUGGGGGAGAAGGGGGAGGGGAUAGAGAUUUCCUCUCACCCAUGAGCGCCUCUCCUCUGUCCUGUCCGUUGUCUGGCAUGUCUGCCCUGACCCCCUCCACUGGUCUUUUCUCAUCCAGCCCUAUCCAGGGUCGUUACCGAACCUACAGCCUGGGAAGUGUCACCAGCCCCCUGUGCCCUGAGCGGUCUUCUCCUGCUGGCUUCCAGUCCCCUGCCCUGUCCCCCAUCGGGCCACAGUUCACACAGACACCCAUAGCAGGAGAGAGGAGGAAGCUGAGCUUCGUGACCCCUGAAGGUGUUCCCCUAGACAUGGACAUCAACUCCUGUACAGAGAGCCCCUAUGUAGACGGCUGUUCCCCCAUCCGCUUCUGCUCCUCCCUCCAGCCCCGGGCCACCCAGGUCAACCCUCAGCUCAGACCCAGAGCCCGCUGCUGGGCCUCUCCCCCAACCAUCUCCCCCAACCCUUCCCUCCUGGACCAGGGCAAUAUGUGUCCUUCUACUUCACUACCACCCAUGGACAUGGGCUCCUGUUCCCCCUCUCCGGUGCCGUGUUUACCCAGGACCAGUGGGGGUCUGCUGGGGAUGGAGAGGCUGUGUGAGGGGGGUUCGGGGAUGGACCAGCCUCUGUUGGACUCAGUGAAGAUGGAGGAGGAGGUGGAGGAGAACGGCGAGGUGGAAGUGGACCUCCCUGUGGAAGAGGAGGAGGAGGAGGAAGGAGGUGUGACUCCUGUUGGUGUCCGGUUGACCAGCUCCCGUGUGGGGGCGAGCGUGAUGGCAGCGGAGGCGUCUCAUAUGUUUGUGUCUCUGCUAGCUGAAGGAAGCAGCAUCCCUUAUGAUAACAGCAUGCAGGUGGACAGUGGUUACAACACAUACGCUGGCACUGCCAGCCUGAUAGAUGCCAUGAGUUCAGACAGCCAGAGUAAGGAGUCGUUUGACGCAGCACACAACCCCGACGAGGUCUUCCCCCACAGCAGACACACUAAGACCAAGACUGUUUUUCCUCAACACCAUUGAGUGAGCUGAUUGGAGGAGAACACAAGGAAGCCCCUCCCACCUUUAACCUCCCAGCUGAAGCCAAUGAUGUUUUGCCACGUUUUAAAGCAGCCGUGUCGGGGUGUAUUCAUUAGUCGGAUUCUGUUGGAAACCCUUUACUCUAGACAUGGAACCUACCUGAAUUUGUCCAAUAGAAACAAACUGUUGCCAAACGCUUGUUUAGAGUGAAUCGUGUACUGAAUAACACCCCGGCUAAGUGACAAUAUUUAGAUGCCGCCAUUCGCACAAAUGAACCUUGAAAUGAAUUCCUAUUGGCGCUAGCUAUCCCUCGUAGUGGAGUUGAAAUGGCAGCCUAUAUAGUGCACUACGUUGGAGCCCU